GGGUUUGAAAUGCAGUUAAUUCUAAAUUCUUGGGAACCACGAGGUCGGUGGUACGUAAACACAUCAUUGAUCAUAGAAUAUAUUUUAUGUUUGUUUUGAAAUUUUGAAUCAAAAUGGUCAAAGUAAAGAUAGAGGACACAGUCGAGGAACCAGUUCCAAAAGUUAAAAAGGGCAAAGAAAAAAUUUCAAAGGAGAAAACUAAGAAAGAAAAGAAAGUGUCAAAGGCUGGAGAUAAAAAGAAACAAUCUGAAAAAGAAUUAUCAGAAAAUGGGCACGAAGAGUUAGCCACAGAGAAGGAAGAGAAAAAGAAAUCUAAAAAAGACCGAAAAUCGACAGACAGGACAGAAGAGAGUUCAACCAAAAGCAAAGAUAAAAAGAAGAAAUCGAAGAAGGAUGAAAAAGCAGCCAUAAAUGGGCACAGUGUAAAUUCAGAUGUUAAGACUGAAGCAGUGGAUUCUGAGAAUGAUGGUAACACUGUGAAUAGUGGUACUAAUGUAACAGCUCCGGACAAGGAGAAUGUCAUCAAAUCGGAGAAAACGGAGGAAGAGAUCCUAGGGGAUUUCUCAAACUUCAGAAUCUCAGAUUCCACAGUGGAAAAGCUCAAAAAAAGAAGUAUAAAUUAUCUGUUUCCUAUACAGUACAAGACGUUUAAUCAUGUGUACAAUGGGGAGGAUGUCAUUGGUCAAGCCCGUACUGGAACAGGAAAGACACUUUCCUUUGCAUUACCUCUUGUGGAAGUUUUACAGAAGAACAAAACACAGAGAAUACCUCAUUGUCCAAAGGUUAUUGCCAUGGUACCAACCAGAGAACUUGCUAAACAGGUGUCAGAUGUGUUUGAGUCAAUCAGCGACCGACUGAACGUGGCCUGUUUCUAUGGUGGAACUCCGUAUGAGAAGCAGAUGAGAGCCAUCAGAUCAGGGAUUGAUGUCCUGGUGGGGACACCUGGCCGAAUCAAAGACCACAUAGAGAAGGGCAACCUGGACUUCCGUGGUGUGCGGCAUGUUGUUCUGGAUGAGGUGGACAGAAUGUUGGACAUGGGGUUUGCAGAUGAUGUUGAGACCAUUAUAUCUUCUGCUUAUAAAACUGAGAAUGGAGAGAACCCUCAGACUCUGUUAUUUUCAGCAACUCUUCCCUCCUGGGUUCAUGAAACAGCCAGAAAGUACAUGAGAGAGGACAACCUGGCGAAAAUCUCUCUUGUUAACAGCCAGGAAAAUCGAACUUCCACGACGGUGCAGCAUUUGGCAAUUCGCAGCAGUUUCUGGGACCGUCCAGCAGUGAUUGGAGACGUCCUUCAAGUGUACAGUGGUAGGAAUGGCCGUGCCAUUAUAUUCAAUGAGACCAAGAGGGAGGCAGACGACCUGUCAUGCAGUGAAUACAUCAAACAGGACGCACACGUACUGCACGGCGACAUUCCACAGGAGAAGAGAGAGACCGUUCUGAAGGGUUUCCGAGACGGGAAGUUUAAUGUCCUUUUGACCACAGAUGUAGCUGCCCGAGGACUGGACAUUCCCGAGGUGGAUUUGGUUAUCCAGUGUAAUCCUCCGGAAGACGUGGACUCCUACAUCCAUCGUGCCGGACGAACGGGUCGUGCUGGGAAAAAUGGAGUCUGCAUCUGCUUCUAUAAACCUGAAGAAGAAAUGAAACUGGGGAAUGUGGAGUACAGAGCUAAAAUCAAGUUCCGACGGGUUGCUGGACCCACGAAGCAGGAUAUUAUUCGGGCAUCCGUAGACGAUGCAGUGAGAUCUAUAGAAGGGGUAGCAUCAGAGACACUGGACUAUUUUCGUUCAUCAGCGCAGGAGUUAAUAACAGACCGAGGUGCAGAGGAUGCUUUGGCUGCUGCUCUUGCCUUGAUAUCGGGCUCAACUAAAAUUACAUCGCGCUCUAUGUUGUCAUCCAAAGAGGGAUUCACGACAUUUUACCUGAGAACGAAUAAUGAAAUUCAGCGGAACAACUACAUAUACCGUGCAUUAGAAAGAUGUCUGCCAAAAGACCUGGUGGAAAAACUUCGAUGGCUCACUUUAUGCAAAGAUAGGAUGGGAGCCGUGUUUGACUUUCCUUCUGACUGUGAAGCUCAAGUCUUGGAUUAUUGGACAGAUGGGAAAUACGACACCUUGUGCAAGGCCACUGAACUCCCAGAUCUGCAAGAGAGAGAGAGACCGUUUUCCUCGGGGAGUCGUGGAGGGAGGGGGAGAGGAGGAGGCGGUAGAGGCUUCGGCGGGGGUCGGGGAAGGGGAGGGGGUAGAGGAUUUUCAGACAGGACAUUUGGAGGCUCAAACAGGGGAGGGUUUAAUGGGAGAGGGGGAUUUAAAAGAUUUGCCGACAGGAGUGGGGACUUUCCACAAAACAAAAGGAUUCGAUUUUGAUAUUGCAAUACAUGGAUUCAUACUAUUUAUAUGUAUGUUGUGCAAUAAAUUAAAGUCAAUUCAGUCGAGUUAAUUGCCUAUUUAAAGUUGUAGACAAAGGGAAAAACUCGCAUAUAGCUACCACAUUGAAAUGGUGAAUUAAUUUACAGCAAAUAUUGCAGAAUACGGCGUUUAGUUAUGUGUUAUAGGAUGCGAUCAAAUCAUUCGAUUGUUCUAUAGAAUUUGAUCACGGGGCGUCCCAGUAAAAUUUUGAAGAUUAGUAGUGUAGAUCUGGCUCCGUUACCGAGGAUAGACGUACGAUUUUGUAAAUACCCUGGACUUUUUGGAAUCACAUAAAUACUUAUAGUCACAUAAAUGGUGUACAUUUCAAUGAUAUAUAAAAAUGUGUGUACAUUUUUGAUGUGUGAAUUUAGCCAUGAUUACUUGAACGUAUAUCGUUGAAAUAAUACCUUGGUUUAGAAAAUGAAAGUACGUGUUCUUGAAUUAAAGAAUUGACUCAGAAACUGUCAAUUUUCAAAAAACGACGAAAUACUUACGAACAAACUGUAAAUUUAUCCAUUAUCAAAUUCCAGAACGAUCAUGAUUAAAUCGAAAAUUAAUUCCAGAACACCCUGAUUGGCCUAACACAGACACCAAUCUAGGGAAGUAUUCUAACUUUCAUUUUGAGUUGGUUUUACCCUCCAAAAGUUCCAUCAGGAUAGCAACUUUCAUUUUAGCAUCCAGUUUUGUUUUGCGUAACAUGGACUCGCUAUCUUAGAUUCUCGCUAACAGUAAUAAGUUUGGGUAUAUUAAAUGAAAUGCGUUUUAGAAUAUUUAUUCGAAAGUUGAGAAUAAAAUUUUAUAAAUGCUACGUU
Messenger RNA from Ostrea edulis (European flat oyster), 3217 nucleotides. Its product is annotated as nucleolar RNA helicase 2-like. The coding region runs from base 114 to 2363 and encodes 749 amino acids. NCBI's taxonomy places the organism in Eukaryota, Metazoa, Mollusca, Bivalvia, Ostreida, Ostreidae. The record is from RefSeq and is a predicted model, not a curated record. The transcript has 15 exons. Gene Ontology annotation, molecular function: RNA binding; RNA helicase activity; ATP binding.